AAAGUUUUGGACAACAAUUCAACAAAUCUUCCACCUUAGGUAAAUCAUCCAUUAUACAAGUAGAUAUUUCACAGCAUUGUGUUGACUUGUUCUUUCUGCAUUCCUACUAUCUGGUCUACUUACCGUGUAAAAAAUGCUACAACUCUCAAAUUCAAUUCAAUACUUAUUACUAUAACCCACAAAUUCAUUUGCAAAUCCAAACCAAAUCUAAAUAUAUACCCAGAUCAAUUUGGAACAAAAUCUUUCAAUCUUAAAUUUCCCAAAUGAAAAUGAAGCAAAAUCUUACAAUUUCUUCAACAUUCAUCCUCAUCUUCAUCUUCAUCACUCUUUCAGCUUCUGCAGAUAUUCCACUGGGUUCAUCUCUUUCAGCUUCAACCCCAAAUCAAACAUGGCCUUCUCCAAACAAAUCUUUCUCUCUCCGAUUUCUCCCAUUAAAUUCUUCCUCUUUCUCUCUCUCAAUCACCUAUGAUUCUCUUCCCAUUUGGUCUAUUUCCGCCGUCGCAGACUCCGCCGCAACUUUCUCGUUUCUCGCCAACGGGAAUCUCCGACUGCUUUCCGGCACCGGUAAUCUGUUGUGGCAGUCGAAUACUUCGAAUUCCGGCGUUACACAUGCUACCCUUGAUGAUUCUGGUAAUUUUUCCCUAAAAAAUCGGUCUAAUUCUGUUGUUUGGACUACUUUUGAUCAUCCCACUGAUACUAUUGUCCCAUCUCAGAAUUUUAAUGUUGGGAUGGUUUUGUCAUCUGGGUUGUAUUCAUUUACUUUGAAUAAAACUGGGAAUUUAACUUUACAGUGGAAUAAAGAUAUUGCUUAUUGGAGUUUAGGGUUGAAUGAUACUGUAAGUGCUAAUUUGAGUAACCCUAGAUUACAGCUUCAAUCAAUUGGGAUUUUGUCACUUUAUGAUGGUAAUUUAACUGGUUCUGUGAUUAUGGCUUAUGGGAGUGAUUAUGCUGAAUCUGGGGAUAUUUUGAGGUUUUUAAGGUUGGAUAAUGAUGGGAAUUUGAGGAUUUAUAGUUCUAGUAAAGGUAGUGGGAGUGCUACUGUGAGAUGGACUGCUGUUAGUGAUCAAUGUCAGGUUUUUGGGUAUUGUGGGAAUAUGGGAAUUUGUAGUUACAAUGAUACUAGUCCUGUGUGUGGUUGCCCGUCGGAGAAUUUCGUUUCCGUUGAUCCAAAUGAUAGUAGGAAAGGGUGUAAGUUGCGGAGGGAGAUUAAGGAUUGUCCUGGGAGUGUCGCGAUGUUGCAGAUGGAGCAUACUAAGUUCCUGACGUAUGCUCCUGAGACUUUGAAUGAUGUUUACUUUGUGGGUAUUUCGGCUUGUAGGGGCAAUUGUCUUUCGGGUAGUUCUUGUGUAGCUUCGACUACUUUAGCUGAUGGAUCGGGGCAGUGUUAUAUUAAGACAUCGAGUUUUGUAAGUGGAUAUGAGUCUGCAGCUCUACCUAGCACCUCGUAUGUUAAGGUUUGUUCCCCAGCCGAACCAAAUGCCGCUCCUUCCUCUGAGGACGGAGGAGGAAAGGAGAAGCUGCAAGGUUGGAUCAUUGCAGUGGUUGUUCUAGGUACCCUUGUUGGAUUGAUACUAUUAGAAGGAAGUCUGUGGUGGUGGUGCUGUAGAAAGAGUCCGAAGUUUGGAGGUUUGUCAGCUCAAUAUGCCCUUCUCGAGUAUGCAUCAGGUGCACCUGUACAGUUUUCAUACAAAGACCUCCAGCAAGCUACAAGGAACUUCAAGGAGAAGCUUGGUGCAGGAGGUUUUGGGGCGGUUUACAAGGGGAUCCUUGCCAAUAGAACUGUCGCUGCAGUGAAGCAGCUCGAGGGUAUUGAACAGGGGGAAAAACAAUUUAGAAUGGAGGUUGCUACCAUCAGUAGCACCCAUCAUUUGAAUUUGGUUAGGUUGAUAGGCUUUUGCUCUGAGGGGAAACAUAGGCUUUUGGUUUACGAGUUCAUGAAAAAUGGCUCUCUUGAUAGUUUCCUCUUUGCAACAGAGGAUGAAUCAGGAAGACUCCUAAGUUGGGAGCAUCGGUUCAACAUCGCCCUCGGAACUGCAAGAGGAAUUACUUAUCUUCAUGAGGAAUGUCGGGAUUGCAUUGUACACUGUGAUAUAAAGCCAGAAAACAUUCUCUUAGACGAUAACUACAAUGCCAAAGUUUCAGACUUUGGCCUUGCAAAGCUUGUAAACCCAAAAGACCAUAGAUAUCGCACCCUCACAAGUGUAAGAGGUACAAGAGGAUAUUUGGCACCUGAAUGGCUUGCCAAUCUUCCAAUAACUUCAAAAUCUGAUGUAUAUAGUUUUGGUAUGGUGUUGUUGGAGAUAGUGAGUGGCAGAAGAAACUUUGAAGUGUCAAACGAAACAGACAGGAAGAAGUUCUCUAUUUGGGCAUAUGAGGAGUUUGAGAAGGGAAAGGUGGGAAAUAUACUAGACAGGAGGCUUGCUGACUUUGCUGUGGAUAUGGAUCAAGUGACAAGAGCAAUUCAAGUUAGCUUUUGGUGUAUACAAGAGCAGCCAUCUCAAAGGCCUAUGAUGGGUAAAGUUGUGCAGAUGUUGGAAGGGAUUAUGGCGAUUGAAAAGCCUCCGGCCCCAAAGGCAGCCCCGGAAGGUUCAAUCAGCGGGACUAGCUUGAAUAUGAGUGGUAGUAUUAGCGCUCUUUCCACAUUUGCCACUUCAGCCCCUGGUCCCUCGUCAUCAUCCUCAUUCCAAACUCCUUUAGCUCAAUCUUCUAUGAGUGUGGAGAGGCAUACUUCAUCCCUUAUUUCUAGAGAGACAACCUCAUAAUCAAUGAGUGUUUUUGUUACUCGUGUAAGAUGUAUGACAGUAGUUAAAAUCCCAUUAUAACUUACGUUGUUGUAAAUUGUGGAAGUUCUGUAACUAUCCCUGUGUACGAGUUAAUUGCUCUGUUCGCUUUGUGUAAAUCUUGAACACAACCAAGUUGUGGAUGGGAUCAAUAUCAAAUUAUCAAUGGUAAUGCAUUAUAACUUGAAAACAGUUGUGCAAUUUUUCAAGUAGUACUACCUUCGUGUUUAUUUAAGUGUUAAACUUACCAAUUACCAAAUACGAACGUAUUUCUCUCCACCACAUUCAUUACUUUUAGGAAAAUUUGCGAGAAAGGACCUUUUAUAUUGACUUGUUUGUGAGAAAGGACCUUAUAUAUACAUAAAAUAAAAAUAACAGAUUAGGACCUUAUUUCAAAAAAAAAUAGUUGUGAGAUGAGAGCUUAUUCCAAAAAAAAAAAAUAUUUUGAGAUGGGAGCUUUUGAUGGAAUCUGGCCAUUUAACUACAAUUUCCCCCGUUGACUAUCACGUGCCACGAACGUAACAUUGAAAAAAACCACCUCCACCUCACCACCCCUUCCCCAACCCCUGCGUCCCCCCCCCCCCCCUCGCAUGAACGGCCACCCCUAUCCCCUCUUCGCCUUCCCCAAUAACCCCACCCCGUCCCCAUAGCCUCCCCUUAUUCCCUCUUCGUCACCCCUCCACCUAGAAGCCCCACCCUACCCAACCAACCAACCACCACACUCUAUCGAAACCUAGAAAACCACCUCAAAAACACUCCCUUAAAACCUAGAAAACCUGCCCUCCCUCGAAACCCAGAAAUCGAAGGACGUUUGUAGUAGGUUUCGAGAUGUAUCGGGGGUCAGUUUUAGAGCGUGUUCAAGGCUGGGUUCAGGAAUUUGGGGUGGUGGUGGUUAUGGUGGGGAUGGGGCUAGGUUCGAGGGUCGGAGUGGAAUUUUGGCGAGGUGGAGGGGGUUUUCGAGGGUCAGUGUGAGAUUUCGGCGAGGUGGGAGUGGUUUUCGGCGAGUUGGAAGUGGUUUUUGAGGGUUAAUAGCCAGAUUCCGUCGAAAGUUCCCAUCUCACAAAAUUUUUUUGAAACAAGGUGUCAAUCUGCACUAUUUUUUACAAGGUUCUUUCUCACAAACAAGUGACUAUGAAAGGUCCUUCCUUACAAAUUUUCAUAAACUAUUACCAUAAAAUCUUUCUUUUAUAAUAUUUUAAUACACAAGUGUUUCACUUACAUUUUAUUUUACUCAAGUCAAUUAAAUUGCAUAAAAUCAUACGUUGUUUGCCUUAAAAAAAAUAAAAAAUAAAAAAUAAAAAAAUCCUCUCUAAUGGACUAAAAAGCCCAUGCAUUCACUUUAAUAACUAGUGUAUUAAUUCACUAUAAUUUCAUCUUGUCAUAUAAUUGCAUCCUUCAUCAUCAAGCCUGAAGUUUCUGAACUUAUCUCUUUUCCCCUCUUUCUCUCUCCUCUCUACCCUUUCCAGUUUGGGUUGUUGAUUAAUGAGACUCAUUUCAUCCAAACUUUUGGUCGAUUUCUCCAUUGAAGCAGCUUCUAAGCAAAAUGGAUUCUGGGGAAACAAACUGCAUUCUUCCUGAUGAUCUGUUUGAGGGUAUCCUUUCAAGGUUGCCAGUGAAAGACUUAUUGCGUUUGCGAUGUGUCAGUAAGUCAUGGUGUGCCCUCAUUGACGAUUCUAUCUUCAUUUCGCUGCACCACCGUGCUCAAUAUGCCAUGUCCAAAGAAAAUGGGGAUGUGCCUCUCCUUCUUAUGAAGCGCGCACCUGAAAGUGUUAGCCCAACUUUACCUCCAAGCCAAUGGUAUCUUCUCUCUAAACAACAAGGGGAUGACAUUGUUUUGAAUUUGAAUUCUGAUCUAGAACGUGGUAAAAAUUCUAUUUUCGCAAUAGAUCCCUCAUGUAGAAUAGAUAAAGUUAUUUGUAGAGGCAGUGCAAAUGGCAUCAUUUGUCUUGAACUUUGGUGCAUCGGUCAAGAAUGGACGAGGGUUUGUAUUAGUUAUUGCUUAUGAAAUCCGGCCACAAGAGAUUUUAAGAUGAUGGCCUAUCCUGAUGCACCAGAUCUUGAUCUUCAACAUGGACGCAAUGUUGUGGUAGUUGGUUUUAUGUUUCAUUCAAUGUCUAAUGAUUUGAAGAUUCUGACUAAAACUUGUGUUGUGACAAAAGAUUAGCAUACGAUAUUUACUCUUUUAACACCAACUCUUGGAAGAGACUUGAGCCGCCAUUGUUAUUGGGUUGUCUUGGCGUUAUUCAACAUCCUGUUAUGGAUUCAUGCAUAAAUGGUGUUUAUUAUUGGAUUUCCCGAGUCAUAGGAAGUCAUUUGCACCCUAAGCUAGCUCAGCGUCACUUGUAUUGGGUCCUAUCAUUUAAUAUGAGCACUGAGCUUUUUAAAUUUUCUGAUCUUCCUCAAGUGGAUUGAGAUUAUUUAUCUGUUCCUAGUGACACAGAUUAUGAUACUGGGUUGUACAAGGAAUGUCUCGCAAUAUUUGUCACCCGCAGAUUCCGUCCUGAGUUAGUGGGUAGUUUUUACAUUUGGGUAGCCACUGAAUUUGAUGAUGACUUUGGAGUCACAUUGGCAUGGCAGUGUCUGUUCACUUCCAGACCAUUUCCUACACCUUAUGGUCCAAAUGUUAUGACUGCACGAAUGGAUGGUGAUCUGCUGCUCCACAUCGAUGGUGAUCAUCUGUGCGUUUAUAAUCCCGCAACAGACAAUAUCUCGAGUUUUAGUACAACAGUUGAAUUUUGUUUCAGCUAUGUUGCGAGUUUGUUCCCUUUAUUAAGGAGGGUUGUCCAGAAUUAAGCUCAUCUUUAUGUUGGUGGUUUCUUAGAACAUUUGUGGUUACUCUGGUUAGAGUAUGGAUUUGUUUCAAAUUG
Chenopodium quinoa (quinoa) is the source of this 5647-nucleotide messenger RNA. RefSeq names its product G-type lectin S-receptor-like serine/threonine-protein kinase At1g34300. The record is from RefSeq and is a predicted model, not a curated record. The transcript is spliced from 2 exons. The coding region runs from base 264 to 2762 and encodes 832 amino acids. Lineage: Eukaryota; Viridiplantae; Streptophyta; Magnoliopsida; Caryophyllales; Amaranthaceae. Gene Ontology annotation, molecular function: protein serine/threonine kinase activity; ATP binding. Gene Ontology annotation, biological process: protein phosphorylation; recognition of pollen.